CUCUUUCUGUCAUUGUGCACUUUUAGUGGAUCACUGGACCAGAAACUUUCUCAGACACAGAGCAGACACAAACACAGAGUGGUUCAAAGCAGGAGUUUAUCAUGCCGGACGUCAUGGAGCUGCUUUUCAUUUCCCUCGGUGCAGCAGUUGUCGUUUACUAUGGAAUGAAACUUCUGUUUUCCAGCAGGAUGCUUUUUCCAAAACUGUGGUUUCCACUGUCAAAGACAUUCUUUACCUCAAUGGGAGAGUGGGCAGUGGUGACCGGUGCUUCAGAAGGAAUAGGGAGAGCGUACGCAUUUGCACUGGCCGAGCGAGGGAUGAACGUGGUUAUCAUGAGCAGAACAAAAAUAACUUUGGACCAAGUAGCAAAGGAAAUAGCUGAUAAAACAGGGCAGAAGGUGAAAGUGAUAGUGACGGACUUCACAAAGGAAAAUGUCUUCGGUGAAAUUAAGGAUCAACUUGAGGAUCUCAACAUCGGGAUUUUAAUCAAUAAUGUCGGCAUGUUGCCCAACUUCAUCCCCAGCACAUUCCUGGAGUGUGCAGACCUGGAUCAGACAAUUACCAAGGUGAUCAACUGCAAUGUGAAGACAAUGGCCAAGAUGUGCAGAAUAAUCCUUCCAGGCAUGGCCCACAGAGGAAAAGGGCUGAUUGUGAAUAUUUCAUCUGGAGUUGCUUGCAUCCCUUUCCCCCUGUAUACCCUGUAUUCCGCGUCCAAGGUGUUUGUGGAGAGAGUUUCUCAAGGUCUUCACGCUGAAUACAAAGAUAAAGGGGUUAUAAUACAGGCGGUCGCUCCAUUCGGGGUCUCCACUCGGAUGGCCUGCUACGUUCACACCAACAUCGUGACGCCGUCGCCAGAAGACUUCGUAAAAAGCUCCCUGUGUUACCUGAGAGCUGGAGACAAGACAUACGGCAGCGUCUGUCACACACUCAUGGGCUGGGUUCUGCAGUCUGUUCCUCUCAAGCUUAUCCAUGCAGAGUCAAUGUUACACAGCCUGCAGCACUAUGUGAAGAAGAAACACUGAAUCUCUGCAUCAAGUGCAACUUUUUAAAAUGAAAUAAAUUAAUAAACAGGAAGACUCACUUGAAGUCAUUUGGCUCAAAUAUCUUUAAAUAUAAAUAUACAUGUGAAACUGGUCUCUACAAAUCAUCGUUUUUGGUUCUUUGAUGGAUGGUCUAACUUUUAAAGUUUUGUCAAUAGGGAUUCUAGACGCCGGUGUGAUAUUUAUUUCUGUUUUUAGCAUUUGUUACAUAGUUGGUAAACCACCCUCAGGAAAGCACAUUUAUGAAUCAUUUCUUUAUGUAUGUAGUUUUUGUUUUCAUCUAUUAAAUGUGUUUAGCUCUUCUGUCUGUCCUGAUGAGGGGUCCUCACCAACUCUCUCUGAGGAUUCUACAUUUCCCCCCCUGUCAAAUAUGGUUGUUUUUUCUCACAGAGGAUGUCGCAUCUUGUUAAGCUCUAUAAGGACAAAUUGACCUGCAUGUCCCUCUGUGUAUUUGUGUAUAUUUAUUUUCUUAUACUUCAGUGUAAAGGUAAAUAAGUCUGUGUCCAGCCUCUCGACCAAUGUCAUUUGUUCAAAUGUCUUUAAAUCUAAAUAAAAACAAUGACCAUCCCAUGUGGAUAAUCAGGGACA
Pleuronectes platessa (European plaice) is the source of this 1628-nucleotide messenger RNA. It is a transcript of the gene hsd17b3, whose product is annotated as hydroxysteroid (17-beta) dehydrogenase 3. Gene Ontology annotation, cellular component: endoplasmic reticulum. Bases 102 to 1022 code for a protein of 306 amino acids. NCBI's taxonomy places the organism in Eukaryota, Metazoa, Chordata, Actinopteri, Pleuronectiformes, Pleuronectidae. The transcript has 11 exons. The record is from RefSeq and is a predicted model, not a curated record. Gene Ontology annotation, molecular function: testosterone dehydrogenase (NADP+) activity.